AAAAAAAACACGUGUUCUUCCAAAGUGUCAACAUGGGAAAGAGGAGGCAAAACAAGACAAUUUUCACUAAUUUAUCUAAAAAACAAAAGAAACAUUUAAAGGAAUAUGGAGAGGAACACCCUUUCCAUGACAUAGUUAACGAAAGACCAGAAAGAACUCAAAUAGUAGAACUGCCUGGUAGCCCAGAGCAACCCAACGCAUAUGAUGAAGAAGCUGGGGAUUACGAGGAGGAGCCAGAACAGAAGACUGCAUACCAAAAACUCCUUUCAACUCUGGAUUCAAAUCAGGGCUCUAGUGAGGAGGAAGCCAGCAGUGAAGAUGAUGACGACGAGGAAGAGUUUGUCAGUGAAGGCACUGAUGGAGGACAUGAAAGUGAUGAAGGUGAACAAGAAGAAGGGGACGCAAAGGUAGAUCAUGAUGACGAUUCAACUGAAGUAAAAGCCAAUACUGCUGAGGAGAAGGAACCAGUGGAUGGAGAGUUUAUUGAUAAGGAAAAUGAGUCCCAUUUUUGCCUAGAGAACAACUAUGAAGAAGAUACUGCAGAGAGGGAGCAUAAAAAGGAUAAAGAUUUGUUUUUGCAGCAUUUGAAUACAGAGCUCAGCGAGAAUGAUAUUGACAAAAUCACAACAGGCAGCAAAGUGAAGACCCAGCUUAAGUGGCCAAAGCUGGGAAAUCUUCUCUGCACUAGUUCACUGGAAAGGUUUGGAGUCAUUGGCACUCAAAAGGACAUACAACUCCCAGUUUUCCAUAAGCUCAUUGAAACAUCAUGGAAGGACUUGAACCAGGCUUUUGCUUCUCCGGAAGAACUUAGUCCACUUCAAACUGAGCUGCUAUCUCUCAUGGGCUCCUAUCAGGACAUCUACUACCCUGAAAUGUGUCCAAUCAAACAAGGCCCUCAGGUUCGCAGUGCUUACUGUGUUCAUGUACUCAACCAUGUUUUGAAAGCAAAUUCCCAGGUCCUUGCUCACAAUGCUCAGCUACGAGAGCAGAAAAGUCAAGCUAAAGCAGGCUCUGAGCCACAGGAUGACCCACGGGACCAAGGGCUAACCAGGCCAAAGGUCUUAAUUUUAGUGCCAUUUCGAGGUGGAGCAUUGCAUGUUGUCCAAACGCUCAUUGGUUUAUUAGAAAAUAAAAGUAAAAAGAUAGUAGUAAACAAUAAGAAGAAGUUCAAGGAGGAGUUUGGUGAAGAUCCAGAAGACAAACCCUCUAAUUUAAAAAGGCCAGACGAUUACCAUGCAGUCUUUUCUGGCAAUGUGGAUGAUCAUUUCAGGAUAGGUGUUUCAAUUAUCAGAAGCAGCAUGCGUCUCUAUGCCCCUUUCUACUCGUCAGACAUCAUCAUUGCAUCUCCUCUGGGCCUUCGGACUGUGCUGGGAGCUGAAGGGGAGAGUAAAAGGGACUUUGACUUUCUUUCUUCAAUAGAAGUUUUAGUGGUGGAUCAGGCUGACGUAUUUCUGAUGCAGAACUGGGAACAUGUUCUGCAUGUGAUGAAGCAUAUGAACCUGCAGCCAUUAGACUCUCACGGGGUGGACUUCUCCAGAGUGAGAAUGUGGAGCCUAAAUAAUUGGGCCAAACAUUACAGACAGACUCUGGUCUUCAGCUCUAUUCAGGACCCACAAAUCAACAACAUCCUCUCCAAGCACUGCGCCAACUACAGAGGCCAGGUUGUUACUAAAAACAUUCCAAAAACAGGCUCGAUCUGCCAAGUGUUGGUCCAGUUGCCACAUGUAUUUCAAAUGUUCCAUUCAGACAGCUUUAUGGACCAAGAUGCUCGGUUCCAGUUCUUUGUGGAUAAAGUGCUUCCUCAAUACAAGGACUCAGUCAUGUCCCAUACAAUGAUCUACAUUCCUUCGUACUUUGAUUAUGUCCGUUUACGAAACUACAUGAAAAAAGAAGAGCUUAAUUUUGCCAGCAUCUGUGAAUACUCCAGCAAGUCAGAAGUUUCCAGGGCCAGACACUUCUUUCAGAAAGGAGAUAAACAGUUUCUGCUCUUUACAGAACGCUUCCACUACUACAAAAGAUAUACAGUCAAAGGGAUUCAGAACAUGAUAUUCUAUGGGUUACCGUCUUACCCACAUUUCUACAGUGAGGUGUGUAACAUGCUAGCUGAGGGGGGCCAGGGAGAGCAGGCCAGCUGGACAUGCACUGCCCUUUACUCGCGCUAUGAUGCCCAUAAACUGGCAGCCAUCACUGGAGCUCAGAGGGCCGGACAGAUGCUGCAUUCAAACAAGUCGGUUCACCUUUUUGUGACUGGAACAGAGGACAAAGCAACAUGAGCAAGAUGUAAGAGAGAGAUCCCUCCAAAGAACUUAGAUAAGCCGAAAGCCAAUACCACGGCUAGUUCAUUUGCAAUUGAAUAAACAUUUAAAAUGAUUGAAAAUG
Messenger RNA from Periophthalmus magnuspinnatus, 2379 nucleotides. It is a transcript of the gene utp25, whose product is annotated as UTP25 small subunit processor component. Gene Ontology annotation, biological process: maturation of SSU-rRNA from tricistronic rRNA transcript (SSU-rRNA, 5.8S rRNA, LSU-rRNA). Gene Ontology annotation, molecular function: U3 snoRNA binding; rRNA binding. The transcript has 12 exons. NCBI's taxonomy places the organism in Eukaryota, Metazoa, Chordata, Actinopteri, Gobiiformes, Gobiidae. The coding region runs from base 33 to 2273 and encodes 746 amino acids. The record is from RefSeq and is a predicted model, not a curated record. Gene Ontology annotation, cellular component: nucleolus; small-subunit processome.